UCCCCUCUCAGCUGAUCCCUUUUUAUACCCCGGAUUCUCUUUUCAAGCGCAUGUUUCUCGUUCUUCAUCAAUCAAUACUGCUUCCAUCUCUUCGCGCUGCCAGAUCCAAUCAGUCGCGACACGAUAGCUUCAUACAAACAUACGAUAAACAGACAGACACCAUGGCCUCACCACAGAAGCUCCGAACUCCCAUCACCGAUCUUUUCAAGAUCAAGCAUCCCGUCCUCCUUGCGGGCAUGAACGUUGCCGCUGGUCCCAAGCUUGCCGCCGCUGUCUCCAACGCUGGUGGUCUUGGUGUUAUUGGUGGUGUCGGCUAUACCCCUGACAUGUUGCGCGAGCAAAUCGCCGAGCUCAAGAGCUUCCUUGACGACAAGAACGCUCCCUUCGGUGUCGACCUGCUUCUUCCCCAGGUUGGCGGUAGCGCUCGCAAGACCAACUACGAUUACACCAAGGGUAAGCUCAACGAGCUGGUCGAUAUCAUUAUCGAGGAGGGCGCCAAGCUCUUUGUCUCUGCCGUCGGUGUGCCUCCCAAGGCUGUUGUCGACAAGCUCCAUGCCAAUGGCAUCGUCUACAUGAACAUGAUCGGCCACGUCAAGCACGUCCAGAAGUGCCUUGACCUCGGCGUCGACAUCAUCUGCGCCCAGGGUGGCGAGGGUGGUGGCCACACCGGUGAUAUUCCCACGACUGUCCUCAUCCCCGCUGUUGUGGACAUCUGCAAGAAGCACAAGUCCCCUCUCACCGGUGGUCCUGUCCAGGUUAUUGCUGCUGGUGGUAUCCACAACGGCCAGCUCCUUGCUGCCUCCCUCAUGAUGGGUGCUGGUGCCGUCUGGGUCGGAACCCGCUUCAUUCUCACUGACGAGGCCGGUGCUCCCAAGGCUCACAAGGAGGCUGUUCGCACAUCUGGUCACGACGACAACAUUCGCACCAUCAUCUGGACAGGCCGUCCCAUGCGUGUCCGUAACAACGACUACAUUAAUGACUGGGAGACCAACCGCCAGGCAGAAAUUAAGGAGCUCGUCUCCAAGGGUGUCAUUCCCUACGAGGCCGAUCUUGACAAGCUCGCUGAAAGCACCAGCGAGAGCGAAAACGACGACGACGAGGACAUCCUUGACAAGUACCGACCUUACCUCAUGGGUAAGUGUGCUGCUGUUGUCAACGAGCAGAAGCCUGCCAAGGCUGUCGUUGAUGAGUUUGUGGACGAUGCCGUUGCUUGGUUGCAAAGAGGCAACAAGAUGAUUGCCAAGCUGUAAAGCAGCCAUGCCAUUUACAUAUGAGAUACCUUGUUAUUUAGUCAUUAUUUUGUGAUCUACACGUAGAUUAGAAGCCUUGCUUGGUUAAGUUGAACUUUACACAUCAAACUCAUUGUUGCAACACAUGCGCUUUCACUCUCAUUAUGCUAGUUUUUCUUUGGUUAGGGGCGGCGUCUUGGUUAGUAGAAAUUUGGAUCCCCCAGCUACCUAAUCUUGAUACCCUUGGCAAAGUGCAGGGGUGGAUAUACGAGGUAUCCUUCAAGAAGUAAGCCGUCCUAUGCUGAUACCUCCUGCAAACACCUCGAUAUACAGGAACAUCCGAUCAAUAGACAAGCCCUUGCCUGCUGAGGCUACAUAUUCAAAGCAUGAUAUCCAAUCUUAACAUGGCAGAGUUUCUUUGCACGGCAUGCUCUCGAUUUGCGAAUGAUUUUGGCAAGGUUGGACAAGAAGGCUGGAGUCCUAUUCUCAACGUUGCACCCGAUUUCCACUCGUUGGCAAAACUAGCCCGGGGGGGUUGUUCGCUUUGCCAAAUUGUCUACCAAUCUUGCUGUUAUGCUGAAACCGUCUCUUAUGAGAGGGAUACACUGCCCAUUCGAGUCCGAGCAUGGAUGGAACCUGAUAGCUACAGUGAGUUUGCCGAUGAGGAGGAUGAUGGACUCCCAUUUCGCGACGAAUACCCAAGGCGGUUGUUUCUUAUAGUAACAAUCGGCGAGGAAGGACAAAGCCGUUCGCAUUUUCUCCCUCUGGUAAUGGACAAGGGCGCGGAAAAGGCAACAACUUUGUCGGAAUCACACACGGAUGAGCCCAUUAUCAAUCUCUGCUCAAGCGGAGGUGUUGAUGAUGCAGUCGCCUUGGCUAAACACUGGAUACUUGAAUGUGACAAUUCUCAUACCGCAUGCAACGAUCAUCCACGUACCAAACAGCAGCCAAAGGUGGUACCCACGCGACUUAUAGACGUUGGGUCAACUCACGGAGGAAGGCCACCACGGGUCUAUAUUCAAAACUUCCUCGACCAUGAGGAUGUGGUCGCGGAUGUUGAAUAUGCUGCUUUGAGUUAUGCAUGGGGUUCUGAUCCCACAUUUGCGACAACUACAGCAUCCAACGUUGGCGAGAUGACAGAGUGCCUACCAUGGGACAAGCUCGCAAAGACUAUUCAGGAAGCUAUCAUAUUCACGCGGAAGCUGGGAAUUAAAUACCUAUGGGUCGAUGCUUUGUGUAUACUGCAAAACGAAGGUCCGGAUGAUUCAUUUCACAAGGCAGAUUGGUCUUACGAGGCUGGCAGAUUCGGCCAAUACUACGAGAACGCCAAGUUGACCAUUGCAGCAACGGGGGCCAUCUCUUCUGAUAAAGGGCUAUUCCUCCCACGACCUGCCUUGCAAGUCAACCCGAAGCCAGUUACCUUUCCACAAGAGACGUUUUGGGGCGGAAUCAGAGAGACCACCGCCCAGCCGAUAUCUCCAGCGUGGGAAUACGAAAUAGACAACUCCCCUCUUCUUUCAAGAGGAUGGGCAUUUCAGGAGAGAGUCCUUUCUAAGAGGGUCUUGCAUUUUGGGAUGAACUGUAUUUUGUGGGAAUGCCACGAGGGUCGGGCGAUCGAGACUGCACCACAUCGCUUAGGGCCUGUGACUUCCGAGGAAAUAGGCUACGACUUUGUCCAUACGUUUAAACACAUGCAAGAUCUGAAAUGGGAGGAUUUUGUGAAGUCAUGGUAUAGAUUUGCCAGCAGAUCCUCAAUGGACAAAUUCACCUUCGCCUCAGACCGACUACCGGCCUUGUCAGGAAUUGCUGCAAGAAUUCAGCAUCGCUUCCCGCAGAAGUAUAUCGCAGGUUUAUGGGAGUUCAAUAUAACUCAAGGGCUGGCUUGGGGAGUUCAUGAAUCACCCGAUCACAAAUCUCCAAGUUUAGCUGAUCUGUCUAUGGGCAUAGAAGGGGAAGCCAUACCCUCAGAGCUCAACAUGCCUUCAUGGAGUUGGGCGUCUAGCGAUAAGCCGAUACAUUUCUUCUUCUGGUUCGAUGAGUGGACUUCGAUGAUUACAAUCAAGAGCUGGGCGGUAGAAACCAAGGGUGCAGAAACUUCUGGGCAAGUUCUCCAUGGGACGCUACGUCUAAAAGGCCUGUUCCAGGUGAUGAAAUUGGUCGAUCUCACUCCGCCAUUCAGCAGGGUACAAUUCGAUCGAUACGGGUUCGCAUAUGAGGAAGAUCUUGCAAAGCACUUAAGCGAUAGGCUCUAUCCCUGCAUCCUUCUUGGGACAGAAAGUAGGUUCUUUAGGAGUCACCGUGCAGUAAGUCUUUUAGCAGGCGCACUCAUACUUCAACCAACUGGUCGGAGUGUUGAUUCGGUAGAAGAGUACAGACGUAUUGGAUUUUUCAGGGCCCCUUACGAGGAACACUGGUCUGAAGUUACUGAAACCAGGACUAUUGAUCUUGUAUAAUAAGUAGUUCAACGACUUAACAUUUGAUCGUUUUCUUCUAUAUGUAGCGUCAGUAAUGGGACCUCAGACAAGCUUUGUGUACGAGCAAAGUGAAAUCUCACCAUGUAUGAGGCUCAUCCUUCUCACACUUGUCUCAUUUCUUCCUCUCCUUCAUUCUACAAUAUGAUAAAUUGAGAAGUACACUCAUAAAUACCCAUUU
Molecule: messenger RNA, 3881 nt
Organism: Fusarium graminearum PH-1
Lineage: Eukaryota; Fungi; Ascomycota; Sordariomycetes; Hypocreales; Nectriaceae
Exons: 3
Coding region: 162-1250 (362 amino acids)
Molecular function (GO): nitronate monooxygenase activity
Source: RefSeq, a predicted model, not a curated record